AUGCCAUCAACACCUCUUGAACUGGAACGACGAUCACUAGCCUUGGUAGUAAAGGCGAGCGACCAUUGCUUAUCGAUCUCUGCAAUUCCAUUGUUUCCGCAUAUCCACGCCCAGGCGUCUUCGGGCACUCAAAGCACGCCUCCGAAGAAUCGAUCUAACUCCAAUCCGCUGGAAGCUCGCAAAGUCGGCUACAAGGAGGCAAGGAAUAUCAUGGAAGUCGAACUGAGAGGUCACUGGGUGGGGCCGAUGCCCUACAAUGAGUUCAUGGAAAAGUUCAUGAGCACUGACGAUCCCGCUCCCGUCGGCGUCGUCGACGAAAAUUACUUCGCCACUAUCCCAACAGGACCAGAAGAUAAGAUGUAUCUCCCCUUCGUUAACUGCAUCAAAGAUGCGAACCUCGCGCCGUCUAUGGCCUUCUUCAACUCAUCCUCCUUCGAUGAUCACGAUUCACUCUUGCACAAGAAGUGGAAACCUGACAUUGCUGGGUAUCGCAAGGCGGAUACGGAGAAGAUAUCUGACGACAAGCCAACGAAUUUCGAGAAGCUGGACCUGUACAUCGAAGUCAAGACGAACGUCUUCCCGUUCUCGGAUCCCAAACCGAAUUGUAGCCCCGAAGAGCGCCAGAAGCACCAGUUUGAGAACCGUGGUGAUCUUGCGGAGGACUGUCGUGGUCAAAUCGGACUGGUGAUGGCGGAGAUAUGUGCGCGUCAGUAUCGCACUCAUUCGUUCAUGGUCUUCCUGAACCACAAGGAGGUGCGAUUUCUGUACAACGACCGCAGCGCGAUCGUCGUCACUGAAGCGAUCGACUACCGCACGGAGUCGAAGAAGCUGGCCGAGUUUUUCUGGCGAUAUUCUCGCAUGAGCGACGCGCAGCGUGGCAUGGACACCUCUGUACGCCCUUCGACCCCCGAAGAAAUUGGCAAGGCGGAAACUGCGUUGGCUCCAUACCUCCCUCGUGGCGAGACUCCCCGUCCCUACAUCACCCUCAGUGUCCCAACUGCAGAUGGGGCUGAGCGCCUGGUCGUCGGAAGAGACUGUAUGAUGGAGCCUGACUCUGUGACUGGACGUGCGACGCGGGCUUUCCCUGUGUACGACUUGAAGACGGGGAAGAUCGAGUUUCUGAAGGAUACUUGGCGAGUGGACCUUCCAGGGAUGGACAAGGAGUCCGACAUUCUCAAGGAGCUUAACGAGAAGCAGGUGCGGAACGUGCCUGUGUUCGUCGACGGCGGCGACGUUCUUGGAUCGCGCCAGACUACUGUCUCGCAUGAGUUCGAGAAUGCGUCCUGGCGUGCAGGACGUCUUGCGGUCCUCGUUCCUCGAGCCCAUAAUCGAUUCCUGGAGAACUUUAUUGGGAAGCGUCUUUCGAAAUUCACAAACGCAAGGCAGUUCCUUACAAUUGUGAUGCACGCUAUUGAAGCUCAUCACGAUGCUCUCUAUCUUUGCGGCUUCCUCCAUCGAGAUAUCAGCGACAAUAACAUCAUGAUCACCGACGCCGAUUGUGGUAUUCUCAGUGACUGGGACAUGGCUAAGAGAGUCGGCAUUCCUGGACAGAAGCCUCCUGACCCACUUCCAGGUGCCAGACACGCCUAUCGGACAGGAACUUGGUACUUCAUGUCGGGCCUUCUUCUCGUAAAUCCCUAUAAGCUUCAUACCCUUCAAGACGACUUAGAAUCUUUCUUCCACGUCAUCCUUUACUACUCUCUUCAAUACUUUCCACACGACAAACAAUCUGGCGAGGUCCAGGACAUCAUCGUCAAGAUUUUCAAGCAAUGCGAAUACGAGACGUUUACUGGACUAUAUACCGGUGGAACUGGAAAGCAAAACAUGAUCCUGUUCGAGAAUGCCUUCGAUGGCCUCACGUUGACCAAUAAUGGACCUUUGUCUGAAUGGAUUCGCUCUGCUCUGAAUGCCUUGGGAGACUUUUAUUCCUAUCUCUCCUCCCUUCAACGCCAGCAUCGGGCUGCGAGCUCUCCCGCUCGAAAGCCCCCCACCUUCUUCCCUCCAGACACUGACAAGCUCGCAAACCACAACUACUUCCUGCAGCUGUGCACAACCGCCCUUGCUGCUCCUGACGCACAAUGGUCGGAUGAUCGUCGCCCCACGAUGUUGGUUCCCCAUCUUCCAAUCAAGACAACUAAGCAAUUGCCAACGCUCAAACGUCCUGCGGAAAUCGAGCCUGCUGGCGAUGACCUACCAGCGCCGAAGAAGGGUAGAGCAUCUGGGUCUGGUAGACCUCCCAAGAAAAACUCGCAGCUUUCCAGCUCCAAGCGUCGAUAG
Messenger RNA from Cyclocybe aegerita, 2277 nucleotides. The record is from the annotation of a GenBank genome assembly. NCBI's taxonomy places the organism in Eukaryota, Fungi, Basidiomycota, Agaricomycetes, Agaricales, Hemipholiotaceae.